AUGCAGAAUCAAGGCACCAUUCCAGUGACAUCAUCAGGAGGCACAAAAGAGGAACUAAAAACAGGACUUGCCAUUUGUCGUCCAUGGAAAGAGAUGGCGCGGUCAUUCGACUUCCCCUCAGGAUUUCACAGCACGUUUGAAAGGAUCGAAACGAACCUCAAUUACUUCAUGAUGAACUACGUGAUCAUAGUGAUUCUAGUCCUGUUUUUCAGCUUGAUAAACCAGCCGGUCUCACUCAUGAUGUUCGUGGCAUUGUUGUUUGCAUUUUCAUCGUUCCUCUACUUUCUUCGCGACAAGCCACUUGCGGUGCUCCACCAUUCGAUUCAUCAUAACACGGUUAUGUUCAUUCUAUCAAUUGUUACAGUGAUCUUGUUGUGGUUUACUGGCGCUGUUUUAAGUGUAAUAUCAGCGUUGCUGAUUGCAGCAUUGAUCGUCGAAAUUCACGCUUUGUUUAGAAAGACUGAAGACUUGUUUCUGGAUGAAGAAGCGGCUGAGAAAGCUGGUCUCAUCACUAGCUCCCCAGCGUGA
Molecule: messenger RNA, 528 nt
Organism: Daucus carota subsp. sativus
Lineage: Eukaryota; Viridiplantae; Streptophyta; Magnoliopsida; Apiales; Apiaceae
Product: PRA1 family protein F3
Exons: 1
Coding region: 1-528 (175 amino acids)
Biological process (GO): vesicle-mediated transport
Cellular component (GO): Golgi apparatus; endoplasmic reticulum
Source: RefSeq, a predicted model, not a curated record